Messenger RNA from Staurois parvus, 320 nucleotides. The record is from the annotation of a GenBank genome assembly. Lineage: Eukaryota; Metazoa; Chordata; Amphibia; Anura; Ranidae.
GAUGACCAGAGACUGCGGACAGUACAGGAGAUGACCAGAGACUGCGGACACAGUACAGGAGAUGACCAGAGACUGCGGACACAGUACAGGAGAUGACCAGAGACUGCGGACACAGUACAGGAGACGACCAGAGACUGCGGACACAGUACAGGAGAUGACCAGAGACUGCGGACACAGUACAGGAGAUGACCAGAGACUGCGGACAGUACAGGGAUGACCAGAGACUGCGGACAGCACAGGGAUGACCAGAGACUGCGGACAGUACAGGAGAUGACCAGAGACUGCGGACAGUACAGGGGAUGACCAGAGACUGCGGACAG